Lethenteron reissneri (Far Eastern brook lamprey) is the source of this 3565-nucleotide messenger RNA. RefSeq names its product B cell receptor associated protein 31 (gene BCAP31). The record is from RefSeq and is a predicted model, not a curated record. Gene Ontology annotation, cellular component: endoplasmic reticulum membrane; endoplasmic reticulum. Gene Ontology annotation, biological process: intracellular protein transport; endoplasmic reticulum to Golgi vesicle-mediated transport. Lineage: Eukaryota; Metazoa; Chordata; Hyperoartia; Petromyzontiformes; Petromyzontidae.
AGUGACGUGAUCUCGACAUUGAACUCAGUUCCGGUGAGUGCAGCUCGCGGAGAGAGACGGAGGACGGCCGUGAGGGAGUGGGAGGAGAGCGGCUUUGCGAGUGGAGCAGCAGCACCAGCAGCAGUAGCAGCAGCAGCAGGAGGCUCUAGCGACGGUGCCGUGACGCGGAGCCGAUCGAGCGGAGCCGACUGUGAGCCACCAUGAGCCUCCAGUGGACGGCCGUGGCGUCGUUCCUCUACUUCGAGGUCUUCAUCAUCAUCGUCCUGUGCCUCCCGUUCAUCUCUCCCACACGAUGGCAGAAGAUAUUCCGGUCGCGCAUGCUCACGAUCGUGGUGAACUACGCUAACUUCUACUUCAACGUCUUCAUCCUCGUGCUCGUGCUCCUGUUCAUCGACGGAUGGCGCGAGUCGCGCAAGUACUCGACCAGCGACAACGUGGACCUCAAGAACAACCCCAUGGCCAUCGACCACGUCAACAUGAAGCUCUUCCGCGCGCAGCGCAACCUCUACAUCUCCGGCUUCGCGCUGCUGCUCUGGUUCGUCCUGCGCCGUCUCGUGAUCCUCAUCUCGCAGCAGGCCACGCUGGUGGCCACCAACGAGGCCUUCAAGAAGCAGGCGGAGGGUGCGAGCGACGCGGCCAGGAAGUUCAUGGACGAGAACGAGAAGCUGAAACAGGCUCUCGAAGAGUCGGGCGCGGGAGAUGGCGUGCUCAAACUGGCGGACGAGAAAGAAAAACUUUCCAGGGAGCUCAAAGAGGCCAAGGAGAAUUUGGACAAAGCGAAGAAAGGGCUGGUUCGCUCCGAGAACGAGUGCAGGGCGAUGAAGUCGCAGGCGGAGGGCGUGGCGACGGAGUACGACCGCCUGCUGGAGGAACACGCUCAACUGCAGAAGCAGCUGGAAGGAUCUCCGAGCAAGAAGGACGAGUAGAAGCCACGUGGAGGCUGUGCAGGCCCCGUCGUCCGCCUCCGUGCGGUGUGUUGUCAUGGUGGCUAAUUGCCAGGGUCAGUGAAAAUCAACAUUAGCUCAGUCAUGUUUUCAUUGUGCUUAAUUUGCUUUUUCAUAUGUUCCUAAUUUGCUCAUUGUUGCUAGUUUUCAGUGCGGGUGGCUGUGUGGAAAUCUGUCCACUGACGUGUGUAACGAAGUCGUUCACUGUUAUUUUUGGAGGCAAUUAAACCCCUUUUUUCUUUUGCAUGAAAACAAAACUCUCUUGCAAGAUGUGCGUGGGUAGAUGACCGCAGCGUUGGGAAAAGCGCCGAGUGCCACCGUGAACAUGAAACACCACGUGCCUCUCCCACAUGCGCGUCGUGAUCAGAUUCUGUUUAGGGGGGGGUAGUUAUCACCGCCAAGUUGCAGAGACAAUUUGAACGUUUGCAUUUUGCAAAUGGGAUAUGAUCUCAAGCGACAAACGCCCAGUUAUAUGUGAAGAAAAUGUAAUAGAAUUGGUACAUGUGUUUACACGCACAGCUUAGUGCAGCAGGCGAUAUUAUGAGCGCCGUUUCACGCAAUGUGUCGAAUCUCGUCUCGUGUCGGGGAGAUGCUUAAAUGACCCCGUUAGAUUAUACCCUGUUUUAUUUUCAUUGACCCUGGCGGCUAUCAUGUACAAUAUCAUCGUUGAGCUCCACAAAAGCUUUUGACUCUCUACGGCUGAACAUUCUGAAGACCUGCGAUCUUGUUAGCUGUCGUAACCCACAGCAUGUCUGAAAACCCCGUGUGCUUGUAAAGACUCGCUUGUGAUUGGCUGUGGCUCCCCUCGGAGGAGCGUCAUGCCGGUUUUACCACAACUCUUCAUUGCUUAGCGCCAGAUGUUGUAAAGCGACGACACCUGACAUUCAAGGUUCCUGAGUCCACUGACCCCAAGGUGCCGCUCGCUGUCCGUCCCCUGUUUACGGAUCCUUCCCAUUAAAAAAAACCUCCUAUUCCCCAUGACCGCUGCAAUAUUGUGCUGCCACAGUUUGUGCCCUCGUACAUUAGAUGAGCCUUCUUUUUUGUCGCUAAACCAAAGCGGGGAAUGUCCCUGUACGGGUGCCGCUCUUUCAAGCCACGCGAAUGCCGACUCGAUAGCAAAGUAGAGCAGCGCUUGCAUGCAGGGUUUUGUUUUUGAUGGCCGAUUGCUGCGGUAGUCAACGUUACGCAGUGGAAACCAGUCGUUGUGCCCAUUGCUGAUGGUAUAAACUGUAUCGCGCAACACGUGUGUGUGGGUGUGCUUAUUGUAAGAAGUCUCUGGGGACGAUCGGAGUGGCCUCGGCAGUUCCACUGACCACUCUAACCUGUGUUCCUCUGUGGACGCUGUCACGUUUUGCCAAGGUAGCCAAAUUCAAAAGUUCGAUUCAAAGAUAGACAUAAUCCGUUUGAUGAACAUAAAUUCCAGUUAUUUGAAUUACACGUUUUUUUUUAUUAAAACGUUAAAUCACGUGGGGGAAUCCAUGAGACAUCACUGAUCAGCGAUCGUCCUGUCUAUGGUAGGAAAUGUGAAGUGCUUCUCGUCAUUGUAAAUCGUCGCACACAUGGAUUGAGGCGCAAACACCACCCCAUGGUCCUCCACCACGGAUAACAGAACUAUUCGGUCCGGCAUCAGGAACCACCACACAUUCUUGCGUCGCGAUAAUCUACAGCAGAGGCAGCAGGGUUAUGCAUACUUUGGAAAACUACGCAUGCUGAAUUUCACCUUGAUAUCAUAGGUAAUGUGGCGUAACAACCAUUGCAUUGUGGGUAACGGCCAUGCCAGCAUGUUAUCACUGUAUCUACAAGAGCUGAGGGAGAGGCCUGUGUCCCGACAUAACAACGAGUCACCUCAUUGGAGCCGAAUUUCUUGACAUGAAUGUGCAAUGACCUCGGGUCGUCAUCGAUGUCCCGAGGAAAUGCCUCCCCACUCGUGAAACCGCUCGUUUACAGGACGCGUUGAUUCGUUGUGACUAGAACGUAACUUUCCCCACGAUUGAUGCUCUAACCGGGGAAACGUGGAGGAUACUGUGACCUGUGACUGGUGCGGCUUCUCUCCAGAUAUGUCUGAAUCAUCCCAGAAAUCUCUCGCGAUUCCUCCCGACUUGAGAUUUCGACAUUUAUUUCUUUAUGUAGUGCACAAGGUGGUUUCAAACACCGAUACGACUUCGCGGCUGACACAUUGCCGUCCAAUUGGUGAACCAUGAGUAAUGACGAGGUGCAGACGUGUAUUUGUCGUUGAACGAUUUUGUAGGACCACUCGUGUCAAGCCCCACAGACUUGUCGCUCACCUCUCGUAGGUACCAACACAGCCAACACUGAGGUUUGUGUUUUGUUAUCAUGAUCCACGUUUUGAUGUGUGCAGUGUUAGCGGUUGAACUUUGUACAUUUUGUUGCUUGUAUUUUGGUGACUUCAAAUGUUUCUGGGGGGAACUUUAAGCUUGAUCUAUAUACAUUAAAACAAAAGUUUAUUUGUUUAAUGCGGUUUUGUCUUCGGCAGUUUUCAAUACCGAGGCGAAACAAUAAACGUAUAAAAAAAAUCCGUCAACGUUUGUAUGCCCGCUGUUCCAAAUGAAAAGUCUGAAUGUAUCCAGUGUUACUGUCGGCAAUACCAGUAACUGUGGCAA